Trametes versicolor FP-101664 SS1 is the source of this 826-nucleotide messenger RNA. RefSeq lists its product as uncharacterized. The record is from RefSeq and is a predicted model, not a curated record. The transcript has 4 exons. Lineage: Eukaryota; Fungi; Basidiomycota; Agaricomycetes; Polyporales; Polyporaceae. Bases 49 to 699 code for a protein of 216 amino acids.
CCGAGUCGCGUUGCCACAUCCCUACCCGCUCAUCCUAAAGAAUUCAGCAUGCGACGAGCACAAAGCGUCAGACACUACGCUCGGGCCUCUCUAGCCUCUGGCACGGAUGAUCUGGGCGUCUUGAGGGAGGACGAAUCCGUCGAAGAGGUUCUCCGGCGGCAGCUACUCGAGAAGGACAGGGAAUGCGAUAAGUUGAAAAUACAGAUUCAGUCGCUUCAGGGACAGUUGGCCCAGCGACCACCGCUAGAGACGGUUCAGGCGCUUGAGAAAGAGUACACCAAUUUGGAGAUCCUUUUGCAGGGAACGCAACGAGAGAACGAACGCUGCAUGGCGGAGAUGGAGAGAGGGAAGGUUCGGGAGAAGCUGUUGGAACGCGAGCUAGAGAAGCUUGCGGGGGCGAACUGGCAGGCAAACCUGGAGCUGGGUGCUCCCGCACCUACAUCGUCAUUCCAUGCUCGUGCGGCAGGUCUGAUCAGCCCAGGCAAGGGCUCAUCGUCUCCAGGCGGCGCAUCGAAGACAGACGGCGCGACUGCCGAAGCGACCAUGGCGUACAUCGAGCAGGUGAAGCUGCUCAUCCUCGGCAUGGAGCAGCGGCUACAGACGCGCGAAGACAAACUAGUCAAACACAUCGAGCGUGCCGAAGCUGAGGGCGCGCGAUACGACGAAGUGCGCAAGCACGCCUUGGCAACAACCUCGUGAGGUGCCCUGGGAACACCUACGGCCAAUGUCUCUCCCUGUUCCGACCGCUCCUCUCGUAACGACACCCUCUUCUCGCUGUAGCAACAUUCAUGUGUACUUGUACGGACCUGGCGGAGUUGGCUAUACC